This is a messenger RNA of Aspergillus alliaceus, 3066 nucleotides long. Its product is annotated as forkhead domain protein. The transcript is spliced from 2 exons. Bases 1 to 3066 code for a protein of 1021 amino acids. The record is from RefSeq and is a predicted model, not a curated record. Gene Ontology annotation, molecular function: DNA-binding transcription factor activity; sequence-specific DNA binding; protein binding. Gene Ontology annotation, biological process: regulation of ribosomal protein gene transcription by RNA polymerase II. Lineage: Eukaryota; Fungi; Ascomycota; Eurotiomycetes; Eurotiales; Aspergillaceae. Gene Ontology annotation, cellular component: nucleus.
AUGAUGCCCGUCAAGUCUGAGCCCGAUGAAAAUGCUUUCCCCCCUUCCGCUGCCGAACAAAGCUCUCAAACUGAUACAAGACGUCAGUCCGCGGCCAGCGCGCUCUUGGCUCAACUCCUCGGCAACCCGUCGACAAUGCCUCCCGACGAGCCAGGGCCAUCGGCGGACCACUCCGUAUCCGCAGCGCAAAAGACAAGCAAACAUCAGGAAGUGGAUGAUGGGUCAAAUGGACAGUGGUCGGCCGACGCGCCUGUGGGAACUGCAGCCAUGUCCUCAGACCUAACUGGAGCCCAAGACCAGAUCCCAGCCAACUCAAAUGAGUUGCCGGGGUCCCAACAAGCACAGAAAAUCUCCGAUCAACCACCGGAUAUACCAUUUCCGAAUCCAGAGGAGGACCUGAACAUAUCAGUAAAACAUCCAGAUCCCUCGGAAGGCCUCACGGACCCUUUACUAUUCUCGAAGUCAAGUCUAGACCAUUCCGACCUAUUCUCACCGUUUGAUAUAACCGGCGCUCCGAAGGACCCGUUCGAAGCAUUGCAGCAGAAUGAGAUGCUUACAGCUGCCUAUCUUUCCCAGGGACUACAAGACCGUCACGGAUCAAUUGCCGGAUCAGAACCUCGCAUCCAGGCUUUUGCAAAACUAGAAUUCGAUGAUGGUCAUUUCUAUUGCAAUACAUAUUCGUUCAUUCUCGGGCGAGACGUGCGGGCUGCCCGAGCUGCCCAUCAACGUGAAUUCCAUGUCCGACAGGCCAUGAGACAUUCCCGCGCGAAAAGUUCGAGUGGUGGUAACACGUCGCAUACUCCUAUCCGAAUGAAACAUGAAGGUAGUGGAAUUAUGGGAAGCGUCGUCAGCGACCGCGGUGGAAUAAUGGGCUUUGAUCCUGAUAUCCCUCCCCAUCUUCCCUCCCGUCUAAGUCGGCGAUCGUCCAACUCAUCCCAUGCCGAGGCGGGAGCUCCGAUUCACGCGACACCAGCUCAGCUACAGUCGAAUACUACUGAUUAUAACGCUCUUGCUCUGCAAUCGCUAAAUGAUGAGGGUGGUGAUGCGAAACCGGUUGAUGCUUUGGCUCUGCUUCCGUCUCCAGACUCUUGUCCAACAAUCCCGAUUCAUCCCCCUGCCACAACCGAUGGUAGUGCCGCCGGACACCGAGGUAUCUCACGGAAACAUGUAAAGAUCGCAUAUAACUUCGAUAAGAAUCUCUUUGAGAUGGAAGUCAUGGGGAGAAACGGUGCAUUCAUCGGGGCUGAUUGGCUAUCACCUGGCCAGAUCAGGCCCUUGCACAGUGGUGAUUAUAUCCAGAUUGGUGGCGUACGAAUACGAUUCUUGCUUCCGGAUGUACCAAUUGGUGAAACGGGUGCCGAUAUAGUCGAGGAAUCCUACGUGGCAGAAGAAGAAAAUGCACAAGCUUCAGUUCCUGCAGUGGAGAAUGACGAGGAUGAGAAGCGUUGCAAACCUGAGAGCACGGAGAAUAAAGAUGCUCCAAGAACAACUAAGAUUAUUCUCAAGACCAGGGAUCCUGAUUCUGCACGUCCAGUACCGUCUAUUGAAGGUUCUACUGACAGCCAGCAACCUAUGCGUCGUCGAGGUCCGGGACGGCCACCCAAGGACGGUAUCAUGUCGAAACGUGAACGGGCCGAGUUGGCCCGGGAACAGAAAUUGGCUGCGAAACGUGAGGCAAAUGGGGGUGUCACUCCUCCCCCUAUGAAUCGGCCGAAGGCCGGAAAGACCACAUCUACAGGCACCGCUACUGCUACGCCCAAGGAGCCCUUCGGUGCAGAGUCUCCUGGAUCCAAACCCGAAAAGCGCAAGUACACGAAGAGGAAGAAGCCCGAUGGCACCCUUAUGGACUACCCUCUUCCUUCUACGGAAGGUGGCCAGUUCCCUAUGGACCAGCGCCCAGAAGACUACGUCAAGCCUCCUCCAGUUAAGAAGCGCAAGCCUUCGCGUUCACCCUCACCCAACUAUCCACCAGAAUCUGCGUACACCCCAGAGGAUCUGGCCAAACCCCCUUACAAUUAUGCGGUUCUUAUCUUCGAUGCUCUCACUGAGGCUGGCACGCCGAUGACGCUGAAGCAAAUCUAUCGCGCACUGAAGUUAAAGUAUCCCUAUUUUCGCUUCAAGUGUGAAACUGAAGGCUGGACGUCCAGUGUGCGACAUAAUCUCAACGGCAACAGCCACCUCUUCAUGCAUGCCGAACGAGAUGGUAAAGGGUGGUCAUGGCAACUACGUCCAGGGGCCUCAGUUGAAAAGGAGAAGAAGAGGCGUCCGUCGCCGCCUCCGCCAGUGUCGCAACCACCGCCGAUGUCAGCUGCCACUCCGCAGUACAUGCCUCCUAUGAACGCACCCUACUCCAACGCGCCGAAUGGGCAGGCAAAUAUGGCCAAUCCCCAUUUCCAAUUCCCGUCGAUGCCAUCAAAUCCUUACACGGCCCCCUCGCCCGCGCCCGCGCCUACACCUGCACCUCAGCAAUCAAGUCCCUACCCGCCACCAUCUCAACCCUCCGCUUCUACCCCUUUCCCGAUACCAAGUCCAUUACGGAACAACCUCCCACCUGCUUUUGCUCAGACAACGCCUUCCACGUACACCUCCCCGUAUGCCUCCGACCCCCCUCCGCAGCUGGUUCAAUAUCAGCAAUCGCAGCAACAACAGACCAUUCAAACACAGCCCCAGCAUCACUCGCCUUACCCACCCGCGAAUCCGCCUCCGCCACCGCCUCCUCAGAUGCCAAUCAACCCACCUCCCCAAAAUCUUCCGCCCAAUCCUGGUCCACCUUUGCAACACCAGCCCAACCUCAGCGUUGCCCCUGGCGAGCCCAGUUCCGGCCCUAUGGAUACUUCCGAAGCUUCUUCGUUCAAUGACCGAGCAAACAAGGCGAUUGACGACUUCGAGGCCGUUCUUAUGGAGGAUUAUGAAGACAAGAACUAUAUCCGGGAGGUUCUCAAGAGCGCCCGCGCCCGGGUUCUAGGCGAGGCCUCGGAAAGCUCCUUCCCUGGUGGCGAGCCCAAGGACGAGGCGGUCAUUGUGGAUGCACUCCGGAACUUGAUUGGGAGUCUGAAGGAUGAAUAG